AUGAGAUUGCCAGUGAAGAUUGUUUGGCUUAUGUUAUGGGCUGUUUGUGUAGCACAAGAUUGUAAAGAACCUCCUCCAAGAAAAGAUUCAGAAAUUCUGACAGGUUCCUGGCUUGAUGAAACAUAUCCAGAAAAUACUCAGGCUUUAUAUAAAUGCCGCCCUGGAUUUAGAACUCUAGGAAGUAUUAUAAUGAUAUGCAAGCAUGGAAAAUGGGUGGCUCUUCAUCCAUCCAGGAUAUGUCGGAGAAAACCCUGUGGACAUCCUGGAGAUACUCCCUUUGGUUCUUUUCAGCUCACAGUAGGAACAGAGUUUGAGUAUGGAGCAAAGGUGGUUUAUACAUGUUCUGAGGGGUAUCAAUUGCUAGGAGCAAUUAAUUACCGUGAAUGUGAACCAGAAGGAUGGACCAAUAAUAUUCCUUUAUGUGGAGUUGUUAAGUGUUUUCCAGUAACAGAACCAAAGAAUGGGAGAGUUAUCAGUGGUGCACUGGAACCAGAUCAGGAAUACACUUAUGGCCAAGUGGUACAGUUUGAGUGUGAUUCACACUUCAUGCUAGUUGGGCCUAAAGAAAUUCAUUGUUCAGCAGAUGGUUCAUGGAGUGGAGAAAUACCAAAAUGUGUGGAAAUUUCCUGCAAUCUACCAGAAAUUAGCAAUGGAUAUCCUAUAUCUUCCAACAGAAUUUAUAAGGAAAAUGAGCGAUUUCAAUAUAAAUGUAACAAGGGUUUUGAACACAGUGAAAGAGGAGAUACAUCAUGCACUAAAUUUGGGUGGAGUCCAAGUCCUUCAUGUAAAGAAGUCAUAUGUAAUCCUCCUUACAUUGCAAAUGGUUUCUUCACACCUCAAAGGAUUACCCACAGAAAUGAAGAUGAAAUCCAGUACACGUGUAAAUAUGGCUUUUUACCUGCAGUAAGCGGAAAUAAGUCACGAUGUACUAGCAGUGGCUGGGUACCUACACCAAGAUGUUCCAUGAAGUGUGAUUUUCCAGCAAUAAAACACGGAUAUCUAUAUAAUGAAUAUGGUUAUCGACCAUACUUCCCAGCAGAGAUAGGAAAAUCUUUCUACUAUUACUGCCAUAACAGUUUUGCGACUCCUUCGGGUCACUCUGGGGGUUACAUAAAAUGCACAAGAGAAGGAUGGUCACCAAAAACUCCAUGCAUCAAAAAGUGCUAUUUCUAUGAAGUGGAAAGUGGAUAUGUUCCUUAUUCAAGAAAAUAUUAUUACUCAGAGGGUGAAUCCAUAAACGUUCAGUGCAAUCCUGGCCACAGUCUUCCGAAUGGACAUAGCAGCAUUAAAUGUACAGAGAAUGACUGGUACCCUCCUCCCAGAUGCAUACGUGUCAAAACAUGUUCAAAAGAAGACAUAAAUAUUGAGAAUGGAUUUAUUUCUGAAUCUCAGUAUAUAUAUGCUUUAAAUAAACAAACACAAUAUAAGUGUAAAGAAGGAUAUGUAACAGCAGAUGGUAAUAAAUCAGGAUCUAUUACAUGCUUGGAAAAUGGAUGGUCAACUCAACCUAAAUGUAUUAAAUCUUGUGAUAUGCCAUUAUUUGAGAAUGCCAGAGCCAAAGUUAAUAGCACAUGGUUUAAGCUCAGUGACGAGCUGGACUAUGAAUGCAGUGAUGGCUAUGAAAACACAGGCGGAAGCACCACAGGCUCCAUAGUAUGUGGUGAUGAUGGUUGGUCUGACACACCCACGUGCUAUGAAAGAGAAUGCGGUGUUCCUAAUAUACCACAAAAUGUAGAAGCUUGGCCCAAGAAAGACAAAUAUAAAGUUGGAGAUGUACUGAGUUUCUCUUGCAGACAGAAAUAUCCACUAAUUGGACCAAAUUCAAUUCAGUGCUACCACUUUGGAUGGUCUCCUAAACAUCCACCAAGAUGUAGAGGGAAAGUAAAGUCUUGUGGUCCACCUCCUCAGCUCUCCAAUGGGAUAGUUAAGGAAGAAAAGAAAGAAAAAUAUGAACACAAUGAAGUGGUGGAAUAUGGUUGCAAUCCCAGAUUCCUGUUAAAGGGAUCUAAGAAAAUUCAAUGUGUUGAUGGAGAAUGGACAACUCUGCCUAUAUGUGUUGAGGAAGCCAGUACAUGUGGAGAAAUGCCGACACUCCAGAAUGGCUAUAGUUUGCCCUCUGACCCUCCCUAUCACCAUGGAGAAUCAGUGGAGUUCAGUUGCGCAGAAUCAUUUACGAUGGUUGGACACAGAUCAGUUACGUGUGUUCGUGGAACAUGGACCCAACUUCCUCAGUGUGUUGCCACAGAACAACUUAAAAAGUGUCUUUUAUCAAGGACACGUAAAUUUGAAUCAAUCAUACCAGAUCAGACUGAAUUUGAUCAUAACAAAACAGUAAGUUACAAAUGCAGAGAUAAAGCAGAAUUCAAACAAUCAACCUGCAUGAAUGGAAGGUGGGAUCCCCCACUAAACUGCACAGCACAAAAAAAAUUUUGCCCACCUCCACCUCAAAUUCCUAAUUCUGAAAGCAUGACAGUGACAGUGAAUUAUCAGGAUGGAGAAAAAAUAUCUAUUCUCUGCAAAGAAAAUUACAUAAUUCAGGAAGCAGAUGAAAUCAUGUGCAAAGAUGGAAGAUGGCAGUCAAUACCACGUUGUGUCGAAAAACUCCCCUGUUCUUCACCACCUCCUAUUGAACAUGGAACAAUUAACUCAUCUAGAUCUUUAGAAGAAAGGAAAGAAACAUCCAAACCCAGUAGCUACCCACAUGGCACUAAAAUAACUUAUGUCUGUGAAGAGGGGUUCAUGCACUCUGACGAUGGUGGUAUAACAUGCUACAUGGGAAAAUGGAGUUCGCCACCUCAGUGUGAAGGAUUGCCUUGUAAGCCACCACCUUCAAUUUUUCACGGUGUUGUAUCUCAUGAGUCAGACACCUACCAACAUGGAGAAGAAGUGACAUACAACUGUACUCACGGUUUUGGCAUCGAUGGACCUGAAUCUAUAAAAUGUUUUGCAGGAAAAUGGCCUCCCCCACCAGUGUGCAAAAAUACAGAUUGCUUUAAAUUACCCACAUUUCCUAAUGCUAUACUCAAAAACCCGAAGAAAGAAUCAUAUAAGUCAGGAGAACAAGUGGAGUAUGAAUGUGAAAAAAGUUUCCAAUUAGAGGGCUCAAAUAUUGUAAAGUGUUUCAAGAGCAAAUGGGUAGGAAGUCCAAUAUGCAAAGAUAUUUCCUGUGGGAAUCCACCCAUAGUGAAAAAUGCUAAAAUUAUCUCAGAACAGAUGACUAGGUAUCCACAUGAAGAGAGAGUACGUUAUGAAUGUAAUGAGACUUACUACCUGUAUGGAGAGUCAGAAGUUAUGUGUAUGAGUGGAACCUGGACAGAACCACCUCAGUGCAAAGAUUCUGAGGGAAAAUGUGAGCCCCCUCCAGCUAUUGAAAAUGGGGACUUGACUUCAUUCCCAGCACCUGUAUAUGCUCAAGGAACAUCAGUGGAGUACCAGUGCCAGGCCUUCUAUGAACUUCAGGGUAACAGACAUAUAACAUGUGUGAAUGGAGAGUGGUCAGAACCACCAAAAUGCUUAGAUGCAUGUAUAAUAUCUGAAGAAGAGAUGGAAAAAUAUAAAAUACAGUUAAAAUGGAAAUAUGACAGAAAACUCUAUUCUAGAUCAUCUGAUACUGUUGAAUUUAAAUGUAAAUGGCCAUAUAGGGAAAUGACACCCAGACACACUUUUCGAGCAACUUGCCGUGAAGGGAAGCUGGAGUAUCCCCGUUGUGGAUAA
Orycteropus afer afer is the source of this 3714-nucleotide messenger RNA. RefSeq names its product complement factor H. Lineage: Eukaryota; Metazoa; Chordata; Mammalia; Tubulidentata; Orycteropodidae. The transcript has 22 exons. The record is from RefSeq and is a predicted model, not a curated record. The coding region runs from base 1 to 3714 and encodes 1237 amino acids.